AUGGUGCUCCUGGCAAUGACGCCCGGCAUCGCCCGUGCAGUCGCCAGGGCCGAGCAACUGGCGCCUGACGACUACGCUGGCCUGCACCGCGACGACGAGCCCGCCCUCGCCGACCCCCAGCCAGGCAACCCCAUCUCGCACCGCCAGUUGAUCGGCCUCUCCAAGCUGCUGAAGAAGCAUCUGCCGCGCCCAUGCCCAGAGACAACCAUCGAAGAAACUGCCAUCGAAGAAACCACACAAGAUGCAGAAGAAGAGGCGAUCCCAAGGACACUCGCAGCCCUCCUCGCAAACACAACCCUCUACACGCCGCCCCCGCCGCCCAAGCCCCCAAAGACGCCCGAAUACGAAGCCCUCAUGGCCCGCCUGCGCGCCGAGCAGGAAGCCCUCUCGUACGACCGCAUGCUGCACCCGCCGCCUACGCGCGAGACCUUCUCGCAGCGCUUUCCCCGCGCCCCCGCGCCCUUUAGCAUUGGGGCUGCGCAGGCCGCGAGCGACGAAGACGACGUGUCGUACGAGGAAGUGCAUCGCCAGAUUAUCCUCAUCAUCAACAUCCUCGUCUCCAUUGUCUGCGUCGCCAUCUUCAUCUGGGUCGCCGCACGCCACUGGAGCGUGGGGUCGCGACUGGGGCUGAGCAUGGGCGGGGCCCUGGCCAUAGCCGUGGCCGAAGUGGCAGUGUACAGCGGCUACGUGAGGAAGGUCAGGGAGGCAAAGAGACUAGAGAAGAAGAAGCCAGAGAUCAAGGAGAUUGUCAAGACAUGGGUGCUGGGCGAGCCGGGCCAAGCGGCAGCAGCAGAAGCAACCGGCUGCAAGGACAAGGACGGCGACGGCGUGAGGUUCAGAAAAGGCAAACACCGUUGA
Molecule: messenger RNA, 858 nt
Organism: Exserohilum turcica Et28A
Lineage: Eukaryota; Fungi; Ascomycota; Dothideomycetes; Pleosporales; Pleosporaceae
Exons: 1
Coding region: 1-858 (285 amino acids)
Biological process (GO): vacuolar proton-transporting V-type ATPase complex assembly
Cellular component (GO): endomembrane system
Source: RefSeq, a predicted model, not a curated record